This is a messenger RNA of Cherax quadricarinatus, 1638 nucleotides long. The record is from RefSeq and is a predicted model, not a curated record. NCBI's taxonomy places the organism in Eukaryota, Metazoa, Arthropoda, Malacostraca, Decapoda, Parastacidae.
GGUAGUGUUAGUAGAGGUUGGUCACUAACCAGUAUUGUUGUCUCAGCACUGGAGUACCCUGGCAGUGGUGGUGGUGGUGUUGGUAGAGGCUGGUCACUAACCAGUAUUGUUGUCUCAGCACUGGAGUACCCUGGCAGUGGUGGUGGUAGUGGUGGUGGUGGUGCUGGUAGGGGCUGGUCGCUAACCAGUAUGGUUGUCUAAGCACUGGAGUACCCUGGCAGUGGUGGUGGUAGUGGUGGUGGUGGUGUUGGUAGAGGCUGGUCACUAACCAGUAUUGUUGUCUCAGCACUGGAGUACCCUGGCAGUGGUGGUGGUAGUGGUGGUGUUGGUAGAGGCUGGUCACUAACCAGUAUUGUUGUCUCAGCACUGGAGUACCCUGGCAGUGGUGGUGGUAGUGGUGGUGGUGGUGUAGGUAGGGGCUGGUCGCUAACCAGUAUUGUUGUCUCAGCACUGGAGUACCCUGGCAGUGGUGGUGUUAGUGGUGGUAGUGGUGGUGGUGUUGGUAGAGGCUGGUCACUAACCAGUAUGGUUGUCUCAGCACUGGAGUACUCUGGCAGUGGUGGUAGUGGUGGUGGUGGUGUUGGUAGAGCCUGGUCACUAACCAGUAUUGUUGUCUCAGCACUGGAGUACCCUGGCAAUGGAGGUGGUAGUGGUGGUGGUGGUGUUGGUAGAGGCUUGUCACUAACCAGUAUUGUUGUCUCAGCACUGGAGUACCCUGGCAGUGAAGUGAUCAUCGAGCUGCACCAGUCAAUGUUCGUCUCAUCUUACUGCCCCGCCGAUCUUACCGCCUUCCCUUUCGACGUCCAGCUGUGUGUGGUUCCGGUGGCACUGGUGGGCCACGGAACGCCAAGUGUCGACAAGGAACACCUGGUCAUCACUGGAGGGGGUCAGAUGUUACCCGUGUUUCGUUUACUUCCUCUGCGCUGCGGGUUUAACCCCGUUGAGCCCAUGGAGGUGUUGAUGGUGAUGGUGCUGGAACGUCGUAGUGAAGCCUUCCUGCUGUCAGCUGUGGGUCCGUGUCUGGUGUUGGGACUCCUUGGUCACCUCUCCUUCCUGGCCUUCCCUCUCAAUCACUUCAGCGAGAGGGCCAACACCUCCCUCUCACUCCUCAUCGUCGUUGCUGCCCUUUUCUCUCAGUCGGUGAGUACGCUACCAGCCUCGGCGUCGCCAAAGGCCAUUGACGUGUGGUUCUUCUAUUUUAUCCUCCGCUUCUUCCUCUUCUUCGUGUGUCACUGCCUGGUGGAGUUCCAGAGGCGGAGGGUGUCGGCCUCGCCUCGUCAUGACCAGCACACAGGUAGAGGAGGAGGAACGCUUGAAGGAGAGAAGGAAGGUAUGGACGCCUUGUUUGUACCCGGAGGGAAGGCUCCUGUAGAGCCGACUUCAUCUUCGUCAGCAUCUCAAAAGACCCGCACUGACAUGUGCCACAAGAGGUUCCCGAACAAACAGCUGACAGCAGGUACGGGUGAUAGAGAAACAGAUGCUUUCUAUUGAUUUACUGAAGGAAGCUUAUUCCCAAGGCGAAACGUCUCAAUAAAAAUCCUCACCGUAAUUGUGUCUAAUUUGAUGAAGUCCCUGGUGACUGAAACGUCUUCGUAAAUAAAGUGUCAUAACUCGGUUUGUGUGUCUCAGCUGCACUAU